Molecule: messenger RNA, 285 nt
Organism: Protopolystoma xenopodis
Lineage: Eukaryota; Metazoa; Platyhelminthes; Monogenea; Polystomatidea; Polystomatidae
Source: the annotation of a GenBank genome assembly
AUGUCCAAAAAUUGUAUUAUUUUAAAUCAGUCUUUGCUACGUAUCUAUGCCGUACCUGAUAACGCUUUUGACGAAAAGGAAGCGGAGGGUGACGAUGAAGAAGAGGUGACAUUGUUGUCGGAGCAUCUAAAACCGACUGUCAAUAUUCCGGCUGUCAACAAUACUGUUGGAACCAGGCUAACUAUCGGAGCCUCGAGCUCUCGUGGAGAUUCAGACGAUCCGGCUCGUCUAACCAUUGAGGCGGAAAAAUCUGGUUCCGAAAAGCCUACAGACGUGUCCUCUUGA